UACUUGCAGAAAGGUGUUGAGAUGAGAGACCAGAAGAUGCUGAGAGUGAGGCUUUAAGAUCACCCGAUAGAUCUGAGCACUGGGGCCAUUUCCUGUUAGCAAAGGGGCUUCAGUACACAGACAAAUGUACAAAGUUAAGUGCUACACAACCCUACAGCGAAGCUCAACAAUAAGAAUUUAAGUUUUCCAGACACAUUUUUGGAGUCUCAGGGAAUUUAAUGGCAGUGUUUAAGAAUGCUGCUCUUUUGUGCCUGGCCAUACUGGUUUCCUCUGCAGAGGCCACAAACUUCAGUGACCCCGUCAUCUGCUAUGUGCUAGAUGCAAUUCUGCUCUUCUACUGCAUUAUUUUUACUGCGCUCUACUUUAAACUUAAGUUUGAAAAGGCAAGGACCUUUGCCAUGGUACCUAACAAGUCUGCUGGCAUGGAUCAAGCAGCACCAGAGGAAGGGCAAUAUGAGGCCCUGGUAGGACAGAGAAAUGAUGAAUACCAGGAAAUCCAAAGGAAAACCAAGCCUCGCAAUAAAAAAAACAAAGUCAAAGAGGCUAAAAGCGAUGCAGCAGAAGCAAUUGAGAUGAAGCCUGCUCCUCUUUUACCAGCACGCGAAUGAGGCCAAAGCAUACAGGACUGUGAUCACCUCCUCAAGAAUGUGUUUUUCUCCACUUGAGCAUCUGUACAAAUGUGCACAUUUCCCUCAGUGAAAAUGUACUGGAAUCUAUUGUUCAUUAUGUGCAAUCUUUUUAUUCACUUGCGUAAUGAGGUUUAAUUUAUUAGGCUUUUAAAGAAAAAAUAUUAAUUUAAUUUACACCCCAGUCCUAUUGAAUUCUCAAAUCCAAUUGGUUAGAAGGUGUUGUUUAAUAUUCUAGAAUAGUGAAGCUCAGGGAGUAGUGUGAGCUAAAAGGCAAAUCACAGGUUUAUAUCAAUACUCUUGGCAGUAAUAAUGCAUUUAUAUGGCUGAAUGGUGUUCAGCGAACCUACACAUAACAGCCCCUAAGACCUGAAGCCUGACUAAAAAAAAAAAAAAGCUAUUUAUGAUUGAUGUAGUAAAAGUUCACCAGAAACAUUUAACAUUUAGAGAAGGAAUCUUGGGUUUCAGUACUUUACGAAAAUUUCUGGUAGAAAAAAAGUCAAUAAGACAACUCUACUUUUUACUGUACAGUUUCUUGUUAUUUUUUUCUUUUUCUUUCUUAAUGAUUGUCUUAAUGUCAAUAGAAAUAAAGAGAAGUACUGUAUAUCCGGUAACAAAUUAUUUUAGAACUGUAUAAAAUGAAAAUAUAAGAAAGAAACUUGUUGUAUAGGCAUUACAAAUAGUUAUAAAUCUUACUAAAUGCAACAUAUGUAAAUUUAGUAAUUAUGACAAGUUGUUAAUUUAAAUUGUAAGUCUCUGUAAAAUGUGGUAGCAGCCUACAGAAUACAACAGAUCAGUUCCAAUAUAUAUAUUUAUAUAUAUAUAUAUAUAUAUAUAUAUACACACAUGGUAAAGGACUACAUGGUAAACAGUGGAAAAUGUGGAAAUGAUGUUUAAAUUAGUCAGUACAAACAUGAAACUGAUAGAAUUUUAAAUGUACAAAGUUUAAAUAUAAAUGAGUCAUUUAUUGCAGACAGCUUUCUAAUACUGAUAUAGAAGUACUGAUCAUAACAUUUGGGGACUAAUAUUGUUUGGGUUUCCCUUGUGCUGCUGAGGCACAAGACCUCAACUAGACCUUAGCACUGGCACAUUACAGUAGCAGCAGAUCCUUUGGAUGCUGUGGGCCUCCAAGGACCAAACAUGCUUGUCCGUGCAUACAUUCCGUGCAUGCUCGACCAGAGUGAAUCUGGUGAAGGCCAAAUCAACAACCUUAAUGUCUUUGCCUCCUGAGCCCCUAUAUACAGCAGCCUGUGAUGCACUGGAUGUGCUGGUGCCCUUCUGUCAUAGUUAAUGUUAACUUUUUACCAAUUUGUGCUUCAUUGUAUUUCUAGGGGAUUGGAUCAGACGAGCUGGACUUUGGUCCCCAAAAGCAUGAUCCAGUUACAAGUUUACUGGUAUAUAAUUGAGUUAUUGAACUCAUCUGGCAGUGGUAUUAAUGUUGUGCCCAAUCAGUAUCAUUAUGCUUUGCAGUAGAUUGAAUUAUUACUACAGUAAUAAUUGGAAAAGAAAAAAAAGUGAUUUCAUAUGUCAAAUGCAUUUCUAAUGAAUCAAAUGUUUAAAAAACAUAUGGAGAAAGUUUUCUCCUGCUGAGGCAUGAAAGGUAUGGUAUGCUUUGCUUUUGUACAUUAAGCAACUUUGCACCCAGUAGGGCUCAGAGCAGGGGUGAUGCCCUUUAAUUUGCUUUCUCAGCUAACUCAAAACUGGGAAGAGAGAUUUUAUCUGGAAAAAGACAAAAUUAUGUUCCAUCUCAACUCAGUUAGAAGUAUCUGUCCAUGUAUAAUCAGCAUUAUGGUUUAUGGAUUUUUUUAAAAACCUGGAGGCUACAUGCAUAGUUUUUCCAUAUGAAAAGCCUAUGUGAUUUUUUUUUUUAUAAUAUGAUAAUAAAUGUUUAUUCCAUCA
Clarias gariepinus (North African catfish) is the source of this 2525-nucleotide messenger RNA. It is a transcript of the gene cd247l, whose product is annotated as CD247 antigen like. NCBI's taxonomy places the organism in Eukaryota, Metazoa, Chordata, Actinopteri, Siluriformes, Clariidae. Gene Ontology annotation, molecular function: IgE receptor activity. The record is from RefSeq and is a predicted model, not a curated record. Gene Ontology annotation, biological process: cell surface receptor signaling pathway. Gene Ontology annotation, cellular component: Fc-epsilon receptor I complex. Bases 219 to 608 code for a protein of 129 amino acids. The transcript has 7 exons.